CCUGUUGAGAUUUUAUGAAUCUUAUCGACUUAUAAAGUCAGGAAUAGAAUGUCAGAUGACGAUACGUUAAGAAAAGGGGUUCGCAUGAACCUGGCAGUGUGGAUAGAGAAGCUUAGAUGUGGCGGAGAUAUAGAGAAACAACAAUUCUUCAAAAAGAAAUUCAUUGAGAGACUCCGAACGUCUCCUGUUGCUAUAGAAACAGAUAAAGCCAAUGAACAACAUUAUGAAGUUCCUACAGAGUUUUUUCAAACGAUUCUUGGCCCGCGACUGAAGUACAGUGGUUGUAUUUGGAGUAAAGGUGUUCAUGAUCUAGCAGAAGCGGAAGAUGUAACGUUAAACUUGUACUGUGAGCGGGCAAAAAUCGAGGAUGGACAAAACAUACUUGAUCUGGGUUGUGGCUGGGGAUCUUUUGGCCUCUACGUCUUGCAGCACUAUCCCCGAUGUCAUGUGACUUGUGUGUCUAACUCGAACACCCAGAGGCAGUUCAUAGAAAACCAGGGGCUCAGGAUGGGGGUAUCGGACAGACUGCAGUGUAUUACAGCAGAUGCCAAUGACUUCUCAACACAAAAGCGGUUUGACAGGAUUGUCUCUAUAGAAAUGUUUGAGCACAUGAAGAACUACUCCAUCCUCUUCCAACGUGUGUCCUCAUGGUUGAAGCCCGCUGGGAGGUUGUUUAUACAGAUCCUCUGUCACCGUUACUUCCCCUACUCCUUUGACACUAAGCCUGGCUCAGACACUGAGUGGAUGGCUAAGAACUUCUUUACGGGAGGAACAAUGCCUUCUGUCGACCUUUUCCACUACUUUCAGAGAGAUGUUUACCUAGAAGACGAAUGGCUAAUUAAUGGUUGUAACUACAGUAAAACACUAGAAGCUUGGUUAGCCACCAUGGACAGACAGAUGGACAAAGUGAAGGAAAUAUUUACACAGACAUAUGGACAGGAGGCAGAUAAACAGAUAUUUAAUUGGAGACUGUUCUUCAUCUUUUGUUCUGAGGUGUUUGGUUAUGAUGGAGGAAAUGAGUGGCACAUGGCACAGUACUUAUUUAAGAAACAACUGAACAGUUCUCUAUAAAACAGAUACAAA
This is a messenger RNA of Saccostrea echinata, 1083 nucleotides long. RefSeq lists its product as uncharacterized. The transcript has 7 exons. Lineage: Eukaryota; Metazoa; Mollusca; Bivalvia; Ostreida; Ostreidae. The record is from RefSeq and is a predicted model, not a curated record. The coding region runs from base 49 to 1071 and encodes 340 amino acids.